AUGGGGCUUCUACUGCUGAGCCUGAUUCUCCGGUACUGGAUCAACACCGUGGAGGGAUCCUGUUCGGCUGGCAGCGCUGUGAGCUGUGAUGAGUGUCUGCAGCUCAGUCCUCUCUGUGCCUGGUGCACUCAGGAGAAUUUCACAGACUGGCUCUCGGUCUCUGAGAGGUGCGACACGCUGGACGGCCUGUUAGAGAAAGGAUGCUCCGCGGACCGCGUCGAGUUCCCCGUUUCCAGAGUGCAAAUCCUCCAGGAUCUCCCUCUCGGGAAGAAGACGAGCAACCCCAACAGCACUCAGAUCUCCCCGCAAAGAAUGGCCCUCAAGCUGCGGCCUGGCAGUGAGGUGACUUUCCAGGUCAAAGUUCAGCACACGGAAGACUAUCCCGUGGACAUCUACUACUUGAUGGACCUGUCGGCGUCCAUGAUCGACGACCUGGAGACAAUCAGGGACUUGGGCUCCUCUCUCUCUAAAGAGAUGGCCAGCCUCACGAGUAAAUUUCGAAUGGGAUUCGGCUCGUUUGUGGAGAAGCCUGUGCUUCCCUUCAUAAAGAUCACAAAGGACAUGCUGAGCAACCCAUGCAGUGAUGUGCGCUCAACCUGCCAGCCAACGUUUGGCUACAAACACGUCCUGUCUCUGACCAGCAGAACCGACAGGUUCAACGAGAUCAUCGCCAGCCAGCGCGUGUCCGCCAACCUGGACGAACCCGAGUGCGGCUUCGAUGCCGUCCUGCAGGCCGCAGUGUGCGGGGACAGGAUCGGAUGGAGGAAUGAUUCAAUGCGUCUGCUGGUGUUUGUCAGUGAUGCUGACUCACACUUUGGGAUGGACAGUAAGAUGGCGGGCAUCGUGAUUCCCAAUGAUGGGAAGUGUCACCUGGAUGCCAACAACGAAUACUUCAUGUCCACAGAGCAGGAAUAUCCAACACUGAGCCAGCUGAUCGAUAAAGUGGUCGAGAACAACAUCCUGCUGAUAUUCGCUGUGACGGAAAAGCAGAUAAACACCUACAAGAACUAUGCAAACCUCAUACCUGGCGCCACCGUUGGAAUCCUGGCGACCGAUUCGAGGAACAUCCUGGAGCUGAUCGUAACAGCGUAUAAAGAGCUGCGCUCAGAGAUCGAGCUGGAGGCGCUCGGGGACACAGAGGAUCUGCAGAUGUCCUUCACAACUAUUUGCCCAAACGGAACUGUGUUUCCUGAUCUAAAACACUGCUCCAACAUCAAACCAGGAGAGACGGUGGUGUUUAACGUGACCGUGGGCCUCCCGGGAUGCCUGUCAGGAGUGCGACACUUCUCCCUCAAACCUGUGGGCCUGCAGGACGUCUUGGAGGUGGAGCUGGACUUCCUCUGCUCGUGCGACUGCCGGCCGCCUCCUCCGGGAAAUGGCAGCCGGUGCAGCGAGGGCCAGGGCAGCUUCCGGUGCGGCGUGUGCGUGUGCCAGCCGGGGUUCCUGGGAGCCCGGUGCGAAUGCAACGAGGAGAACGCCCUAUUGAGCGGCUGCCUGGCCACCAACGACUCCCAGAUCUGCAACGGCCAGGGUCACUGUUACUGCGGCCAGUGCGUGUGUCACGCGUCCAGCUUCGGCCGGAUCUACGGGCCCUACUGCGAGUGCGACAAUUACUCCUGCGUCCGCUUCCGCGGGGAGCUCUGCGGAGGUGACGCCAGCACCGAGAGCUGCGCGUCGGAGGACGGCGGGCUGUGCAGCGGCAGGGGGAAAUGCGUGUGCGGCCAGUGCGUCUGCUCUGUGCCCGGGGCGUCCGGGGACAAGUGUGAGAAGUGCCCAACGUGCGGAGAUUCCUGCAGCACCGCGAGGGGCUGUGUGGAGUGCCACCUCCAGGAGAAGAAUGAUCCUGGGUUGUGUGAUCAAAUGUGUAGCUUUGCCAAAAUAUCCACCAACAGAACAGCAGAUUAUGACAAGAACCAUUCUAAGCCGUGCACGCUAAUGAUGGAAAAUGAGUGCUUGGUGUCUUUCAGUGUGGUAGAAGGAGAGACGUGGUCAACUGUCUACAAUUUACAGAUGUAUGACUGCCCAGAGCCUCCAAACAUCCCCAUGAUUAUUCUGGGGGUGUCCCUCUCUGUCGUGUGUAUCGGCCUGAUCCUGCUGGCUGUGUGGAGAGUGCUGAUAUCACUCCAUGACCAGAAAGAGGUGGCCAGGUUUGAGGCGGAGAGGUCAAAGGCAAAAUGGCAGACGGUAAGACUUUGA
Menidia menidia (Atlantic silverside) is the source of this 2196-nucleotide messenger RNA. The record is from the annotation of a GenBank genome assembly. Lineage: Eukaryota; Metazoa; Chordata; Actinopteri; Atheriniformes; Atherinopsidae.